AUGGACUCACAGAACCAAUCGGCGCAAUCCCAACAACAGGGACGCCCCGCGCCGGUCUAUGACACAACACAAGGUGGCCAUUACGGUGCUUGCGCCGCUCUAGCGACGCAAGGAUUCGCCCCCGCUGAAUUGUACACGGGACCUUGGGCAAACGUUCACCAAGGUCUUACUGGACAGUACAAGGAUAUUUUGACAACUUACUGGCAGCAGACCAUUACUCACCUAGAGAGUGAGACACAUGAUUACAAAAUUCACCAACUCCCCCUGGCACGGAUCAAGAAAGUAAUGAAGGCAGACCCUGAAGUCAAAAUGAUCUCUGCCGAAGCACCGAUUCUAUUUGCCAAGGGCUGCGAUGUUUUCAUCACGGAGCUGACAAUGCGGGCUUGGAUCCACGCCGAAGAAAACAAGCGCCGCACACUUCAGCGUUCCGACAUUGCGUCUGCGCUGGCGAAAUCUGACAUGUUUGAUUUCUUGAUCGAUAUUGUACCCCGAGAGGAGGCAGCAUCUCACGCCAAGAGAACCGCUGCGCAACCCGCACCACCGGUUGGAAGCGGUCAGGCACGCAUGUCUGCUAGCAUGGCACAGCCCAAUUCACACCCAAUGGCUGGAGCCGAAUACAUGAGUGCCCACGGAAUCACGAAUGAGCAGGAUUACCGUCAGAAUCCCACGCUAUACGCUGGCCAAGUCCCUGCGGCAGCCUCUGCUGCAUAUGGUCAAGCGCAGGCAGCGGGCACGAUUUAUGGUGAGAUGGACAAUAUGUACCCAUAUUCGGGCAUGCAGGCCCAGCAAGCACAGAUGACAUCCGAAGAGUUUGAGUGA
This is a messenger RNA of Beauveria bassiana ARSEF 2860, 819 nucleotides long. RefSeq names its product CCAAT-binding protein subunit HAP5. The coding region runs from base 1 to 819 and encodes 272 amino acids. The record is from RefSeq and is a predicted model, not a curated record. Gene Ontology annotation, cellular component: nucleus; CCAAT-binding factor complex. NCBI's taxonomy places the organism in Eukaryota, Fungi, Ascomycota, Sordariomycetes, Hypocreales, Cordycipitaceae. The transcript is spliced from 5 exons. Gene Ontology annotation, molecular function: DNA-binding transcription activator activity, RNA polymerase II-specific; DNA binding; protein heterodimerization activity. Gene Ontology annotation, biological process: regulation of DNA-templated transcription.